Molecule: messenger RNA, 1962 nt
Organism: Metarhizium brunneum ARSEF 3297
Lineage: Eukaryota; Fungi; Ascomycota; Sordariomycetes; Hypocreales; Clavicipitaceae
Gene: eme1
Product: Crossover junction endonuclease eme1
Biological process (GO): replication fork processing; mitotic intra-S DNA damage checkpoint signaling; double-strand break repair
Cellular component (GO): Holliday junction resolvase complex; nucleus
Molecular function (GO): crossover junction DNA endonuclease activity; DNA binding
Source: RefSeq, a predicted model, not a curated record
AUGGCCUCGGAUGUAAUCGACCUAAUCUCAUCCAGCCCUGUGCGAACAACCACCUCCAGACCAUCGGCCUGCGUGCAACAGCCAGCAAAACGCCGUGAUGAUAUCGACGACUUUGACGACCUUGACGACGAUGUAUUUGAUGUACUGGAUGAUCGGCAAGCCAAACGCAAAAGGACAACAGGACCGGGUGACGCGCAAACCAACUGCGACAAACUCACCACUGCAAUCUCGUCGAAACCCCCGUUGCCGCUAAAAGAGCAGACGAGUCGCUAUCAGAACCCAACAGUAUGGGAUCCCAUUGAGUUUACAAGCUCCUUGGAGCCGGUUUCGCCGGCUAAAGAACAAAUCGAUAAAGGACUGCCAUCGCAGACAUCUGUUGCUAAAAAGGCUAUUGGAAAUUCAACAUGCGAAGACGCAAUUUCGUGCUUCAGCUCUGACCCCUUCGCCAGCUCUCCCCAUCCUCUGCCCGGGAGACCACUUGCUAGCAAGAGGGCUGUGUCUCUUGACCCCUUUUGCAGCUCACCUCCACCAUCGCUGACUACAUCUCGAAGUCGGAACACGGCCACGGAAUAUGGCAAAGGAAGAGAUGGGCUACGCUGGCAAGCUGGAAUUUCCCGACAGUCCGCAAUCGAAGUGCAUGAGGAUGUCGACACCAGCUUAUUCGCUGACCCCCAACUGCCUAGAUGGGCCAAUGAACCCGUAGUCUUGGAAGACCUAAUCACUAUUGAUGAUUCUGACUCGUUGAGUGAUGAUGCCAAUGACGCAUUACCAGCCAUCUCAGACAUGGAUGUCUCAAAGCGCCGUGCUCGAUCGCCAUUGCGACGGUCGCAGAGCGACUUGACAUGGUCCAAGUCUAGGACUUGCUACUCGGCUACAUCCACAAAAAGGGUGAAGCCACAAAAGACAGCCCAUGAGCGAGAGGUCGAGAAGACGAAGAAGCGACUGGAGAGAGAGGAAGCCAAGGCUGCGAAAGCCGCAGAGAAACAACGGGCCGCUGCUCUGGUGGAAGUAAAUAAGCUUCGCACCGACAAGAAAGUAUCGACCCCGGAAAUGAUUGUAGAUUUACCUUCUGGCCUCAGCUCAGAGCUGCGAAUUCAAGUCCAAGAGAUGUUGCAAGGCCUUGGCGUGGACCAUGCAACUUGGGAUUGCCCCAAACACAGCAUCAUCAAGUGGCGGAGGAAGGUGACGAGCAAAUACAACGAUGAUAUUGGCUUAUGGGAGCCAGUGCCAGCAAAGAUUGUCGACGAGGAAAUUGCCAUGAUAAUCGUUACAGCUGAAGAAGUUGUUGCCAUGGCGCUGGGUGACUUGCUGGCAAGUCAUGUCGCCGAUAUCAAGACGCAUCACGGCAGCAUGAAGUUUGUGUACCUUGUUCAGGGCAUGACGCCGUGGCUCCGCCAGAAUCGCAACAACCGAAACCGACAUUUUGCCUCUGGUGUUCGAUCCACGGGCGCGGCCGCAUCCUCCUCGUCGCGCACCAACAACGCUGAGUAUAUCUCGGAGGACACUGUUGAAGAUGCCAUGCUGGCCCUUCAAGUCGAGCACGGGAUGCUCAUUCACCAUACGGCCGUUGCCAUAGACACGGCUAGGUGGGUAAUCAACUUUACGCAGCACGUCUCCACGAUCCCGUACAGGAUGCAGCGGGAUCAGGCAACUUCCGUCGCCGGCUUUUGCAUGGAGAGCGGUCAAGUGCGAACCGGGGACAGUGCCCACGACACGUACGUGAGGACGUUGCAACAGGUUGUGCGGGUCACUGCGCCCAUCGCGUAUGGCAUUGCGGCCGAGUUUGACAGUAUUACAAAGUUGGUGCAGGGGCUGGAACGCGGUGGUCCGGAGAGGCUUGAUUCCGUGAGGAAGAGCGCCAACAAGGACGGCGCCGUGUCGGACCGGACACUGGGGCAAGCCAUCAGUCGGCGAAUGUACAAGGUAUUCACGGGCAAAGAUGAAGACAGCACGGAUGUAUGA